AUGUUUGUUGAAAACGAUCUUUCGUGCAGUGAGUACUGCGCAUUGAUCAUGCCCAAAGCCAAUCCGUCAUCAUCAUUCACGUCUCCUCAUCCUCCGAUACCACUACCUGACCAUCAUAAUCAUCCCGUCCAACGUCGUUCUUCGACAACAUUUAAUGAAGCAUCAAGUCUUCCUCCACCAGCCAAUGCCGUGUCCUCGAACACCCACAUCGAACAUGAAAAUGACGAUAAUCAAAAUAAACAAAUAAUUAGUUUGCCCUUCAAUUGGCAGGCAUCGAAAACAUCCCUCAAUGACCGUAUAUCUGCCCUGUGUCUAAAUGAAUACAUGUCCGAUAUACAUUUCGAACUCAAUGACAGUGACGAACUACUUCCUGCACAUAAAUUUGUAUUAAGUGUCGGCUCAUGCGUAUUCGAAGCGAUGUUCCAACGAAAUAACGAAACUCUUUCAUCAAUUAUUCGUGUACCUGAUAUGGAAACUCAUGCAUUUCGUACUCUACUACGCUUCCUAUAUGGAGAUUACCACAAUCCAUCAUCGUCAAUAACACACGAUACAGUUAUGUCGAUAUUAUAUGGUGCAAAGAAAUAUUGUAUACUUGGUCUCGAACGUCUUUGUGUAGAUUUUCUAAAGAAGAAUAUUUCAAUUGAAAAUGCUUUGAUUCUCUUGAGUCAAGCUCGUCUGUUCGACGAAGCACAACUAGCUGCUCAAUGCUUAGAAGUGAUUGACAAAAAUGCCACGCAUAUGCUGCAAGCACCUGAAUUACUCGAUGUUGAUUUAGAUACGUUGAUGGCUAUUUUAAAACGUGAUACAUUGGGUGUUAGAGAGAUUAAACUUUGGCAAACGUGUAUAGCAUGGGCGAAGAAUAAAUGUCAUAGUAGAAAUCAAAUUGUUACACCUGAUAUGAUUCGGCAGACAUUAGGUGGUGCUCUGAAAUUGAUUCGAUUUCCGCUAAUGACGCAAGAAGAAUUCGCCCAAGGUCCAGCACAAUCAGGAAUUUUAACCGAUAAAGAAAUCAUUUCGAUAUUUUUAUAUUUUAAUUUACCAGCCAAAUCUUAUAAAUUAUGCGAAUUUGACGAUGAACCACGAAGUACAUUCAAAGAAUACACUAUUAAUCGAUUUCGUGAAGGAGAAGUUGAGCAUCGUUGGUCGUACUCGGAUGCAUUCGAUCGAAUUCGUUUUAAAUGUGAUCGAAGACUGUUUAUCGCUGGCUAUGGACUUUAUGGAAGUAUACGCGAGCCAUUCGAAUACAAUGUUCAUAUACAGUUACAUCACUUGGAUUCGGGUCGAAUACUAGGUGAAAACGAAACAACGUUCAUGGCUGAUGGAUCAUCGUCAACAUUUCGAGUCUCAUUCAAAGAACCACUAGAAAUUCAACAAGGAGAAUAUUACGUUGCUAGUGCUAAACUCAAAGGACCCGAUUCCUUCUAUGGGAUUAGUGGCUUACGCCGUAUAACUCAUGAUUGUGGUCUCGAUGGAAAAGUGACAUUCAAUUUUGCAUACGCUUCGGGCGAAAAUAACGGCUCAAAUGUUGACGAUGGACAGAUACCUGAAAUCAUUUUUUGUCUAUAA
Messenger RNA from Adineta ricciae, 1566 nucleotides. The record is from the annotation of a GenBank genome assembly. NCBI's taxonomy places the organism in Eukaryota, Metazoa, Rotifera, Eurotatoria, Adinetida, Adinetidae.